This is a messenger RNA of Saprolegnia parasitica CBS 223.65, 903 nucleotides long. Its product is annotated as serine/threonine protein kinase. Bases 26 to 886 code for a protein of 286 amino acids. NCBI's taxonomy places the organism in Eukaryota, Oomycota, Saprolegniomycetes, Saprolegniales, Saprolegniaceae. Gene Ontology annotation, molecular function: ATP binding; protein kinase activity. Gene Ontology annotation, biological process: protein phosphorylation. The transcript has a single exon. The record is from RefSeq and is a predicted model, not a curated record.
GUGUUUCCCGACGCAGCGACGAGCCAUGACCGCCCUCUCACUUCAAUUAUUUCCUUGGUUUGAUCGCAUCAUGUUGGCCUAUACUGUCGAAUCAGCGCUGUCACCAGCACGGGACGGGGCGAUCCUGCUGUGCCGUCAUCGUGCGACGCACCAACUCCACGUCGUCAAGCAAGUCAACCGGUCGCGCGCUACACUCGACUCGAUUGCCAACGAAGCCAUGGCGUUCAAGCAUCUGCGCGCGUCCAAUUGCCAGCAGGUUAUCCAGCUCCACGAUAUCUUUUCAGACAACAAGAACAUCUACUUUGCCCUGGAACACUGCGCGCGGGGGGACCUCUACGCGUUCUUGAAGGCCAUGCCGACCCAGCACUGCUCGCCGCGACGGGCCAAAGCGUACUUCACUCAAAUCGCGACCGGUCUCGCCCACGUGCACGCUGCGGGAGUGGCCCAUCGCGAUUUAUCGCUUGAAAACAUUUUUGUCAACGCUGACGGGGACCUCAAGAUCGGAGACUUUGGUCUCGCUGUCGCGCUCCCCGCGCAGGCGACCGCCGCCGUCGGCAAGCCCUACUACAUGGCCCCCGAGAUGCACCACGGCGGCGCGUACGACGCUUCCAAAGUAGACGUGUGGUCACUCGGUAUUCUGCUGUGGAUGCUGCUCACGGGCGUACCACUCGUCGAAGUGGCAACCCCCGCCGACGAUGUCUUCAUGUUUCUCAAGCGGCACGGCAUUCGAGCCCUUAUCUCAGCGUGGGGUCUCGCUGCGUCCAUACCAGACGACGCGAUCGCGAUGCUCGAGCUACUUCUCGUCUUGGACGCCGCCGAGCGACCGGCGAUGACGACAGUGAUUAACCAUCCGUACGUUCAGUCGGGUGGCCCCCACUUCGGUUAACACUUCCGCAACUCCAA